Amaranthus tricolor (Joseph's coat) is the source of this 627-nucleotide messenger RNA. RefSeq lists its product as uncharacterized. Lineage: Eukaryota; Viridiplantae; Streptophyta; Magnoliopsida; Caryophyllales; Amaranthaceae. The record is from RefSeq and is a predicted model, not a curated record. The coding region runs from base 1 to 627 and encodes 208 amino acids. Gene Ontology annotation, molecular function: protein dimerization activity. The transcript has a single exon.
AUGGAUGCUCAAUAUGUACCUCAAGGAAGAUCAAGACGUUUUGCUAAACAAGCAACAAAUCUACAUCAUUUUCGCGUUGACAUCUUUUUGGAAGUAAUUGAUUUGCAUCUUCAAGAGAUUGAUAACCGUUUUAAUGAGAAGAACAUGGAGUUACUUACAUGCAUGGCUUCCCUGAGUCCUAGAGGUAACUUUUCAUCUUUUGAUAAAGAGAGGAUACUUAAACUUGCUUCUUUAUAUCCCGAAGAGUUUUCAUGCUAUGAUUUAACGGCUCUUGAUCUUCAACUUGAUGUCUUCUUGGAUUCUAUGCAAAAUGAUGAAAGAUUUCAUGAUUUGCAAGAUAUCAAUUCUCUUUCCAUGAUGCUUGUUAAAACAAGGAAACAUGAGACUUUUCCUCUUAUACAUUUGCUAAUCAAGUUGAAGUUGAUUCUUCCUGUUGCUACGGCAAGUGUAGAAAGAGUGUUUUCCGCAAUGACGUUUGUCAAAAAUAAGUUGAGAAAUAGCAUGGGUGAUCAACUAGUGAAUGAUUGUUUGGUUACUUACAUUGAGAAGGAAGUGUUUCUACAAGUUUCUGAUGAAAAGAUUAUUGAUCGCUUUAAAUAUAUGAAAACUCGAAGGAUGAAUUUGUAA